Talaromyces atroroseus is the source of this 1512-nucleotide messenger RNA. RefSeq lists its product as hypothetical. Bases 1 to 1512 code for a protein of 503 amino acids. The transcript has 4 exons. The record is from RefSeq and is a predicted model, not a curated record. Gene Ontology annotation, molecular function: monooxygenase activity; oxidoreductase activity, acting on paired donors, with incorporation or reduction of molecular oxygen. NCBI's taxonomy places the organism in Eukaryota, Fungi, Ascomycota, Eurotiomycetes, Eurotiales, Trichocomaceae.
AUGGCUGAAACGCCCUCGAGUCAUGGUGCUUCUAAGAAGCACAUCAUCUUAAACGCAUUCGACAUGUCGACUGUCGGGCACUUGUCGCCCGGUCAGUGGAAGGUGAGCAAACCCUGGAAAUGUAUCACGGUGGCCUUCAACCUGAUCGGAUCAAAGGAUCCCGAGGAUCAAUCGGCAACUAAGCGGACACUCGAGUAUUGGGUAAACCUGGCAAAGGUGCUCGAGCGAGGCGAUAUCAACGCGCUCUUCCUGGCGGACACAUAUGGCGGUUACGAUACCUACGAGGACUCCCUUGACAAUUGCAUUCGUCGGGCGGCACAAUGGCCCAUGACGGAUCCCUCUAUUCCCAUUUCCGCCAUGGCUGCCGUAACAAAGAACCUCGCAUUCGCCAUCACUGCAUCGACCUCCUUUGAGCCCCCGUUCCUGCUAGCAAAGCGCUUUUCAACGUUGGAUCAUCUUACAGGCGGGCGUUUCGGGUGGAACAUCGUGACUGGCUGGAAGAAAGGAGCAUUUAAAGCCAUUGGGCUGGACGAGCCUCCUGAUCACGAUCGACGGUACUUGCAGGCUGACGAGUAUCUGCGCGUCUUAUACAAACUGUGGGAGGGCUCUUGGGCCGACGAUGCCAUUGUAAAAGAUGCAGCGAACGAUGUGUACGCUGACCCCGACAGAAUUCGCACGAUAAAGCAUGAGGGUGAAUUCUACCAUCUGGAAAGUCGACACAUUGUCGACCCCAGUCCGCAGCGAACCCCAUUUCUAUUCCAGGCGGGCACGUCGCCUGCUGGUUCACAAUUCGGUGCGACCCAUGCGGAGGCUAUCUUCGUAUCAGCACAUAGCCCCUCAGUGCUCAAGCCUCGUAUCGCCAAAAUACGCGAGCUAGCUAAAGAAGCAGGGCGGGAUCCGCAGUCCAUCAAGAUAUUUGCGACCAUCACGCCUAUCAUCGGGCGCACCGAGGAAGAGGCCAAGACGAAGCUCGAGCAGGCUAAAAAGUAUGCCUCUGUCAUUGGGGGCCUAGUUCUGUUUUCGGGAUGGACCGGUAUUGAUAUCUCCAGAAUCCCGCUAGAUGAAGAGAUUGAUCCAGUAAAACACUCUCUUGAGAAGCACAAGGUGCAUUCGAUUUCCGAGACAUUGACUGCGAGAACCCCGGAGCUGCCAUCCAUUACGCCACGGGUCAUUGCAGAGACUGCUGCCAUCGGCGGUCUAGGGCCUGUUGUGGUGGGCACUCCAGCCCAGGUCGCUGACGGAUUUGAGAAAUGGGUUAAUGAGGCAGGUAUUGAUGGUUUCAAUGUCGCAUAUGUCAAGACCCCGGGCACUUUUGAGGACGUAGUAGAUUUGCUGAUACCUGAAUUGCGCCGGCGGGGGUUGUAUCCGGAAAAGAAGACCGAUGCCACGCAACUAACAGCCAGAGAGAAAAUAUAUGGACAAGGACAGAGCAAGCUGCGUGAUGAUCAUGUUGGGUCGAAGUACAAGUAUAAUGUGUACCAAGAAGAGUCUCCUUACCGAGCAUCGUCUUGA